This is a messenger RNA of Trypanosoma brucei brucei TREU927, 1047 nucleotides long. RefSeq names its product glycerophosphoryl diester phosphodiesterase, putative. Bases 1 to 1047 code for a protein of 348 amino acids. Lineage: Eukaryota; Euglenozoa; Kinetoplastea; Trypanosomatida; Trypanosomatidae. The transcript has a single exon. Gene Ontology annotation, molecular function: phosphoric diester hydrolase activity. Gene Ontology annotation, biological process: glycerophospholipid catabolic process. The record is from RefSeq and is a predicted model, not a curated record.
AUGGCCUUUUCUGCACUAGCCGCUGUUUUUUUCACCGGUUUCUGUGUUCUGUUCGCCACUAUAUUAGCUUUUUCUCCGCGACAGACCCAUGAUAGGAAGAAGGUGCUGGCGCGGUUGAGAGCUAAAUUCCCCUACUCUGUCAGUAAGAUCGCUCACAGAGGGGGGAGUAUAUUGGGACCGGAAAAUACUUUGUAUGCUUUCCACAGGGCAGUGAAGGAGGGCGCGGCGGACAUGCUGGAGUUAGAUGUUCGCGAAACCAUGGACUAUCGUAUUGUGGUUUGCCAUGACGAGUGGCUGGAAAGACUUUGUGGGAGUGCGUACAAGCACGUGACUGUAAAAGACAUCACGGUUGGCGACGAUCCCAACACCAAUCUCCCCCAACUGCAAAGGAAUAUACCUCUCCAUUUUGUGUCUAGUGAGAAAACCAUGUACUGUGCCACAGAUUCCGUACCAGUGGACGGCACCACUCGCUUGUGCUUGCUGGAAGAAGUAUUCGAAGCAUUUCCUACUAUCCCAAUUCACAUUGAUAUUAAAUAUGCGAGUUCAGAUUUCACUGAUCGGAUAUUCGAUUUGAUUAAGAAAUAUGGACGCGAACCGGUUACAUUCGUUGGCAGUAGCAACUGGAGGAAUGAAAUAUAUAUUACAAGGCAUAUGAAAAGACUUUCUUCACAGAAGGACAAGUGUAAAUUUCACACCUUCGCCGGUCCCAUAGACUACGUGCUUGUGCACGUUGCUCACUAUAUUGGCGUGCUGCCGCUGAUCCCCUUGAACUUUGAUAUUUUUUCUGUUCCCUUAUUUACGAAACGAAAGAAACAAGAAAUUCCAUUUUUCUUGCGGCCGAUAGCACAGCUUUUAAAUUCCCCGUCCCUGUGGAUGCACUUGCAGCAGCGGGGUAUUCUUGUUGUCGGUUGGGUGCUAAACGACGUCGAUGAGUUCGAGGAGGCUUCUAGAUGGCCAAUAAAUGGUGUAAUGACCGAUGAUCCAAUAUCAUUCAACGGUUUCCUAAUAUCACACGACGUUUCUAAUACGAUGAAUUUGCUGAACUGA